AUGUUUCCUAAGGCAAUCAUACAAAAUGUUGUAUCUACGGCACAACUACUUGAUAAAAAUAAUAAAUUCGAUCUAUAUACAAUUGAAACUAUUAUUAAAAAUUCAAAAUAUUCUCCAGAACGUUUCUCAGCACUUAUAAUUAAAGUUGAACAACCCAUUAGGUCUACUGCUCUGGUAUUUUCUAACGGAAAGAUUGUAUGUGUUGGAACAAAAUCGGUUAAUGAAUCAGAAAUUGGUAUUAGGAAUUUUGUUCACCUCUUAUCCUCUGCAUGUGACUUAGCAAUAAAUAUGCGGGCUUUUAAAAUACAAAAUAUUGUAUCUUCAUUUGAAUUUCCCGGUCAUCUUAACUUACCAGGUUGUUUAAUUUAUAACUAUUUAUUAUUUUUAGUUUUGUAUGAUACGAUGCGAAUUGCUCCACCAAAAUGGUUAGCUCGAUAUAUUUCUUACUACCCAGAAUUUUUCCCGGGAAUGUGCCUAAGGAUGAAUGAUUCACGUUCAGUUGUCAUAGUUUUUACAACAGGAAAAUGUAUAAUUACAGGCGCAAAGACAGAGAAAGAAGUUUAUUAUGUUCAAAAUAAAGUUUACAAUUCAAUUUUAAUGUUUUUAAAAAAUUAA
This is a messenger RNA of Meloidogyne enterolobii, 615 nucleotides long. The record is from the annotation of a GenBank genome assembly. Lineage: Eukaryota; Metazoa; Nematoda; Chromadorea; Rhabditida; Meloidogynidae.